CGCGGACGUCGCCGACUUCCUAUCUUCUGUCAGGGGAGCGGGGCGUGCGGAGGAGGCAGAGGAGGCGGGAAGGUGGCUGUGGUUGAAGGGAUAAUUGCUGACUUGCAGGAGGUCCGAGGGAGCGGGCAACCAUGGUGAUGGCGGCGAAGAAGGGUCCAGGCCCGGGUGGCGGGGUCAGCGGGGGUAAGGCGGAGGCGGAGGCGGCCUCGGAGGUGUGGUGUCGCCGGGUGCGGGAGCUGGGCGGCUGCAGCCAGGCAGGGAACCGCCACUGCUUCGAGUGCGCCCAGCGCGGGGUCACCUACGUGGAUAUCACCGUGGGCAGCUUCGUCUGCACCACCUGCUCCGGCCUCCUCACUCCCUGUUCUGUUUCCUGUGACUGCCCAGGGAGCAGCCAGGUGACUCCAUUUGCGGCCUCUCCUCUCGCACCUGCCAGUCAGCCCAACAGCCUCACAGAUAUGAGCAGCCUCCUGGCGCCCGGAGCAUCACCUGGAGGUAUCCCUAGCAGCAUCUUCGGGGUGGCCGGCCAGGUCCCCACGCUCCAGUCGGCCACAGCUGGGGGAGGCGGCAGCACGGGGCUUGCCUUUGGAGCCUUCACCAACCCUUUCACAGUACCUGCCGCUCACCCUCAGCUGCCUUCCACCAACCCUUUCCAGCCCAACGGCCUGGCCACAGGGCCCAGCUUUGGGAUGAGCAGUGCGGGGCCUGGCUUCCCCCAGACAGUGCCACCCACCAGGGCCUUUGUCAGCACCUUCCCACCACCACUGUUCCCCCCACAGACCUCGAUGACUCAGCAGCAGAAUGGUUCUUCCUUCAGCGACUUAGGAUCAGCCAAGCUGGGACAGAGGCAACUGAGCCAGCCAGCUGGGACCUCUACCAACCCCUUCAUGACUGGAUCCUCAUCAAGCCCGUUUGCCUCCAAACCUCCAACCACCAACCCAUUCUUGUAGCACUUUGUCCUGGGGGGGGCUCUUCCCUGUCCUGUGGGGCCCCUCUACUCCCAGGAGCUCUGGUGACCAUUUGCCUGUGGCAUUUCUGUGGGUCUGAGACCAGAAUGGGCCUUGUUUUGUAGGGAAGGGGUCUUGGGGAUGGUGGAGGUGCUAAUGCUUUGCUUGGGGCUUGCAGAUAAAAGGGCAGCUUCCCGGGUCAGCUGCCCCCAAGGCUUCCUCCCAUCCUCCCUCCAGCCCCUACCCAGGCAGGAGGCCCAAGAGGAGAGAAGGCAGGACCUGGCCUAGAGGAGUGAUGGUGUUUGAUUUCUCAAAUUAUUAAUUAUAAUGACAAUAAUCCUCCUUUCCUGCCCUCAGCAUACAUAGUGGUCCCUUCACUCCCAACCGUGUGGGCCGAGGAAGCUGUGGGCACAGACUGACCCGUAUUCCCCUGUGGGAGCAAGCCUUCCCCCAUCCCCAACUUUCCAACACUGGUCUCCUUGUGGACAGAAGCACAGUGGGAAAAGCAGGGUCAAGGUGGAGUUGAGGCAUGGUGUUGACCUGGGACAGUGAUCAGACAGGCUGAGAAGGCUGAGGGGGGCUGGGGAGGGGCGCUUGGGCCAGCAUCCCCCUUUUCUCCCCACCCCUACCAGGGCAGAAGGCCCUCCAUGGUUUUGCUUCCCCAGCUCUCUCCCUCAUCCUGGGUACUCAGGAUGAAUAAUAGUUUUACCUACAUACUUAGACAUGCCCAACUCCUGUCAAGCACUUUAGUUUGCUGUGGUGUCAUGUUUGGAUACCAGUGUUUUAUAUUUAUACAUAGAGAAUUUUCUAAUAUAGCCUAUUAUAUAUAUAUACGCACACGCGCACACACAUAGAGAUAUAUAUACACAUGCCGCCAUUCUCCUGCUCCCAGACAGCUCUUCCACAUGGGGAAUGGAAUGGAUCCCCAUCUGUGCCUCGACCAGCAGAGCGGGAGCUCCAGAGGGUGGUGGGGAGGGCAGUCACAAGUCCUGACCACCCCCAGAGCCUGGGCUUUUCCAGGGAAAGGCUUUGUGCAAUUGGCUGGUUUUCUCCUUUCUUUUUCCCCAUGUGCCUCCCCCACCCCCCAAAAUCUCUGCACCAAAGCUGUCGCAGGCAAUGUUGGAAAAGAACUGCAUUUGAAAGAAAAGGGAAA
Messenger RNA from Leptonychotes weddellii (Weddell seal), 2097 nucleotides. The record is from RefSeq and is a predicted model, not a curated record. Lineage: Eukaryota; Metazoa; Chordata; Mammalia; Carnivora; Phocidae.